Mizuhopecten yessoensis (Yesso scallop) is the source of this 2735-nucleotide messenger RNA. Its product is annotated as hexokinase-1-like. Gene Ontology annotation, biological process: glucose 6-phosphate metabolic process; glycolytic process; intracellular glucose homeostasis. Gene Ontology annotation, molecular function: D-glucose binding; fructokinase activity; glucokinase activity. The coding region runs from base 143 to 1549 and encodes 468 amino acids. NCBI's taxonomy places the organism in Eukaryota, Metazoa, Mollusca, Bivalvia, Pectinida, Pectinidae. The record is from RefSeq and is a predicted model, not a curated record. Gene Ontology annotation, cellular component: mitochondrion; cytosol. The transcript is spliced from 11 exons.
UCAGUGGUUUGGCUCAUGAAUGUUGUAUUUGGGUCACACUCACAGUGCUGAAGCUUGGCGGUGAACGUGUACGUGUGGCUGGAUUAGGGUACUCGACUGUACACGACUCAAGGUGUUUUUAUCGGAAGCUAAUAUUUAUAAUAUGCCUUCAACACCCGAGAAACUGACAAAGUAUGAAAAGAUUGAAAGUUAUGUCAGAGGAUUUAAGCUAUCCUCCCUAACCUAUAAACGGGUGAUGCAUCUAUUGCAUGAUGAAAUGAGCCAUGGCCUCCUCAAGUCAAGCAAUCAUAUCGCUGAUAUAAAAAUGUUUCCCACAUUUGUCCGAGCCUUACCUGAUGGAACAGAAAAGGGAAAGUUUCUGGCUCUAGAUUUGGGUGGCACAAACUUCCGUGUGUUAAUGGUGAAGCUAGAUGGACGAGAGGUGGACAUACAGAGUAAGACCUACCUGAUCCCCCAGAGGAUCAUGUUAGGCACAGGUGUACAGCUGUUUGACCAUAUUGCGGACUGUAUUGGGCGAUUCCUGACAGACCAUGAGCUACAAGGGGAAAAACUCCCUCUGGGUUUUACCUUCUCCUUCCCAUGUAGACAGGAGGGCCUUGCUAAGGCGCGACUCUCUAAGUGGACAAAAGGGUUCCGUUGUGAAGGGGUUGUAAAUGAGGAUAUUUGCAGGCUGCUACAAGAUGCUCUGAAACGCAAAACGAACUCCAUCAUAGAGAUAGUUGCCGUGGUGAAUGAUGCUGUUGGAACUCUCAUGUCCACCGCCCACAGCGAUAGACAGUGUGAAAUCGGUCUCAUCCUAGGCACGGGGUGUAAUGCCUGCUACAUGGAACAGCUGGACAGUGUUGAACUCUGGGAAGGCGACAAUUGUCACCCACAACAGGUUAUCAUCAACACAGAGUGGGGAGCAUUUGGAGACAACGGUUGUCUGGACUUCAUACGUACAGAGUAUGAUAGAGAAUUAGACAACUUCUCCAUCAACCCGGGAAAACAGAUCAUGGAGAAGAUGAUAUCAGGGAUGUAUAUGGGGGAGAUUGUCCGACAGACGCUGGAACGUCUUACAAUGGAGGGGCUCAUCUUUACAAGUAUUGACCGCGAGUGUGAGCUGUUUGUCAGAGGCCGUUUCUACACUAAAUAUGUAUCAGAAAUCGAGAGUGAUCAUGAUGAGUUUUUUGGCAAUACCAAACAAGUCCUGAAUGAAUUGGGCAUUGAGAACUACACAACAGAGGACUGCAAAAUUGCCAAAUACAUUUGUACGCUGGUAUCAGCUCGGGCGGCCUUCCUCGCAUCAGCAGGACUCGCCACACUCAUCAACAAGCUCAAUAAGCCAGAAAUGACUAUCGCAGUUGACGGCUCACUGUAUAGAUUCCAUCCUCGAUUCCACAACCUCAUGUGUCUGAAAAUCCAGGAACUUGUUAAACCAGGAUUAAAGUUCAAACUUAUGCUUUCUCAUGAUGGUAGCGGGAAGGGUGCCGCCCUGGUGGCGGCGGUGGCAAUGCGUCUCCGUGAUCAAGAAAUUCAGGAGGAGGAAGAGGGUGUGGCUUGUGUAUGACGGACGACCAUUCACUUAUAAUAAACAGCAUUUAUUGUGUGAUUGACAGGUGGAUGUGAGUUGAAGAUUGCUAGUUUGUACCGCCCUGGAGAAGACCUCAUGUUCAAGGUCGUUGUUACAAGGUCACACCGUUACUGCUGCUAGGUUGUUUUACUGUGUGUGCUCGGCCUGUCAAGCCUGUAAGUGAGGCUAUAACAGAUAUAUCCAGAUAACUACAGUAUUUUGUUCUGUAUUGCUGUACUCCUAACAGCAUAAUGUACUAAAAUACUCGGUACCAGUUACUAGAUCAUAACUGAGCUACUCACCUUCCCUGUUAUAAAACAACUGAUACAGGAGUUGUCAAGCAUGUUUCUAAAAUAACAUUACAUUAUACUGCGUAAGAAACAGUGCUGAUAUUCUGGAGUGUUUCCUAUUGAGUGACAGGUGUAAGAAAGGUUUCCACAACAAAAGUUUUAAUAAGAAAGUCAUUGGAUUUAGAACAAUGUCAUAUGAGGUCAACUUAACAAAUUGAAUUUGGAUUAUGAAAGGUUGGUUCCAUAUUUGGAGUUGAGAUAUAUAAAUUGUUCCAAUAGACUGAUCAUGAAAAUAGAUAUCCCAGCAUAAUUAAACUGUUAUCCUGAUGACAAUAAAGUAUACAUCUUAAAGUUUUAGUAGAUUGCAUCUGAAUUGAGAUAAAGGGGCAUAACUGAUAUUUCGAUAAAGUUGUAAAUAUCAAAAUUUAACUUGCACAGGCGUCAUAUUUUGUUUUGUCAUCUAGGUUUCUAGAUGGCAAAAUUCUAAUGUCACUUAAUCUGUAGUAAAGAGAAUUCACUUAAGACUGAAGCAUUAGGUACUUGGUCACCUGCUUUUGCCAAAUCUAUUUCAUCAGCGUUGGUCAGCUGCAAAAUUUAGAGGGUGCAAUAGCACAAAACCUGGUAUGUACAUAUCUAGGUGUGUUGGCUGAUGUUUGUUUUGAAAGGGUUAAGUAUCAUAAAACCUGAUAGGCUGCCUGCUGGGGCAUUGGUGGAACAUCUAGGCCUGCUGGGGCAUUGGUGGAAAAUCUAGGCCUGCUGGGGCAUUGGUGGCACAUCUAGGCCUGCUGGGGCAUUGGUGGAACAUCUAGGCCCGGUGGGGCAUUGGUGGAACAUCUAGGCCUGCUGGGGCAUUGGUGGAACAUCAAGGCCUGCCGUGGCAUUGGUGGAACAUC